This is a messenger RNA of Prorocentrum cordatum, 510 nucleotides long. The record is from the annotation of a GenBank genome assembly. Lineage: Eukaryota; Dinophyceae; Prorocentrales; Prorocentraceae.
AUGGAGGGCAUGCGGACCUUCCUCUUCGACAUCGACGGCGUCAUCCACAACGGCGGCACGGAGAUCCCUGGCGCCGCCCGGGCGCUCGCGGCGCUGCGGGGCUCCGGUCGGCAGGUGCUCUUCCUCACGAACAACGCCACCAAGACGCCCGAGGACGUCGUGGCACUCUUCGCCUCGUUCGGCGCCGAGGCGACGCCGGACGAGGUCAUGACCUCGGCGGUCGCCGCGGCGGACUACCUGCGCGCGGCCGGGCAGGAGGGGAGGCUCGUGGGCAAGCAGGUGUACGUGGUCGGCAUGCGCGCCCUGCAGAACAUCGUCGCCUCCGUCGGCGACGAGCUGGGCACCUUCUCCACCUUCGGCGGCGAGGACGAUGCGCCGAAGGGCAGGGCAGACGUGGUCCAGGAGUUCAACCCGUCGCUGAGUCCUCCUCCGGAGGACGUGCCCCCUCCCAGGUCGGCGCCGACUACAACUUCAACUACUACAAGCUGGCGCGGGCGGCGAACUACCUGA